Linum tenue is the source of this 3287-nucleotide messenger RNA. The record is from the annotation of a GenBank genome assembly. NCBI's taxonomy places the organism in Eukaryota, Viridiplantae, Streptophyta, Magnoliopsida, Malpighiales, Linaceae.
AUGGCAAUCGGAGGACGGUCUUCACGGCCCGGCAAGCGGAGCUCAUCCUCUCCCUCUUCCUACACCUCCACCGUCACGACCAUCACCUUCAUCGCAUUAUGCGUCCUUGGCGCAUGGAUGCUCACUUCCACCUCCGUGGGGCCUCCACAGACCACCAACCUCGCAAGCAAGGGAGCCACCGUCGUCGAAUCCGAUACUGUGGCAACAGAAGUUGCCGAUCAGCAACCCCAAAAUGUCGAGCGUAGUGUCGUCACUAAUGGCAAGAAGCAGUCGGUAUUUGAGGACAACCCGGGAGACCUCCCCGCCGAUGCCAUAAAAAAUGAUGAGAACCACCAAGGUGAGAGCGGAAAGGGAUCUAGCAGCGAGGAGAGGGAUAAACACACUCAGAUUUCGGAGGAGAGCACGAUGACGACCGCACAAAGUGUCAAUCAACAAGUCAUUUCCCAAGAAACGACACAGAAUAACAAUAAUAAAGAAGCUGUAGUGGAAGCACAUAUGGCCGAGGAGAAGGCAGUCGAGGCUGAGAAGGUGGCGAAUUCGGAGGAGCCUCAGAUCACAUCGUCAGCAGAAGAAGUUGUUGCUGCUGUUAUUCCAGAUCAUAAAAAUCAGGGGAGUGCACAAGGCAAUCCAGCAGCAGAAGCGAAAGUGCUUGAGGAGCAGCAGCAAAGCAGGGAGGAUGCUGGAAUUCAGAAUCAUGUGGUUCCCGCGGAGGAGAAUAAGGUGACGGAGGAGGAUCAAGCGCAAAGGAUGCAACAACAACAACAACAAAUGCAAGAUGCUCAGAAGGUAGAAACGACGCCACACCAACAACAACAACAACAACAUGAGGAGGUUGGAAAUAAGCCGGAGAUGAUUGCAAUGCCCAACGAGGGCCAAUUGCACGAGGUGACCAAUAAUAAUAAAGUGCUAGAGGUGGAGAACAACAAGUUAGAGAAUCCUGAAAAGUCCAAGGAGGUGUCGUCGGGAAUACCCAAGGAGUCGAAAGAGUCAAAGAAGUCAUGGUCAACGCAGGCGAGCGAGUCGGAAAACCAGAAGGAGAGGCAGAAAGAUGAGACUAAAGGUCAAGACAGCGACAAUUGGCAGCUCUGUAAUGUGACCGCUGGGCCUGACUAUAUUCCUUGCUUGGAUAACGACAAGGCAUUGAAAAAACUAAGAACUACAGGUCAUUUUGAGCAUCGAGAGAGGCACUGCCCCAAGGAACCCCCAACUUGCUUGGUUGCUCUUCCGGAUGGGUAUAAGAAGCCCAUCCCUUGGCCAAGUAGCAGAGACAAGAUAUGGUACCACAAUGUGCCUCACACGAAAUUGGCGCAAGUUAAGGGACAUCAAAACUGGGUUAAGGUCACGGGCGAGUUCUUAACAUUCCCCGGCGGUGGAACUCAAUUCAUCCAUGGUGCCCUGCAUUACAUAGAUUUCCUGCAACGGGCAGUGCCAAAGAUAGGGUGGGGGAAACGCACGAGGGUGAUUUUGGAUGUUGGUUGCGGAGUUGCCAGCUUCGGUGGGUACAUCUUCGAGAGAGAUGUUCUUACAAUGUCGUUUGCGCCCAAGGAUGAACACGAAGCUCAGGUUCAGUUCGCAUUGGAGAGAGGCAUUCCAGCAAUAUCUGCCGUGAUGGGAUCUAAACGUCUACCCUUCCCAAGUGCCGUUUUCGAUCUCAUUCACUGCGCAAGAUGCAGGGUACCUUGGCAUAAUGAAGGUGGGUUGUUGCUUCUCGAAUUAAACCGCCUUCUGCGCCCUGGAGGCUACUUUGUCUGGUCAGCAACUCCUGUAUACCAAAAGCUGAAGGAGGAUGUCGAGAUAUGGCAAGCAAUGUCGGCGUUAACAGUCUCCAUGUGCUGGGAUCUUGUGACAAUCAAGAGAGACAAACUCAACAAGAUCGGAGCUGCAAUAUAUCGCAAGCCCACCACCAACGAUUGCUAUGACCAGAGGAAAAAGAAUGUUCCUCCAAUGUGUACAAAUGACGAUGAUCCAAACGCUGCAUGGUCCGUACCAUUGCAGGCAUGCAUGCAUAGAGUGCCUUCAGAGACAAGCAUUCGAGGCACUCGAUGGCCAGAUGACUGGCCACACAGGUUGCAGAAACCACCUUACUGGCUGAACAGUAGCCAAAUGGGGAUCUACGGCAAACCAGCACCUCAGGACUUCACAGCAGAUUAUCAGCACUGGAAAACCGUGGUCACUGUUUCGUACAUGAAAGGACUAGGGAUCAAUUGGAAUGGCGUGAGAAAUGUAAUGGAUAUGAGAGCUGUGUAUGGUGGCUUCGCAGCAGCUCUCAAGGAUAUCAAAGUUUGGGUGGUGAACGUGGUUAAUGUGGAUUCUCCAGACACACUUCCAAUCAUAUUUGAGAGAGGGCUGUUCGGAAUCUACCAUGACUGGUGUGAAUCCUUCAGCACUUACCCUAGGACCUACGAUCUCAUCCAUGCUGAUCAUCUCCUGUCAAAGUUGAAAACCAGGUGCAAACUGGUACCUGUACUAGCAGAAGUUGACAGAGUGUUGAGACCAGGAGGUGUUUUCAUCGUUAGGGAUGAAUCGAGCACAAUAGGGGAAGUGGAGAACAUACUCAAGUCUCUGCAUUGGGAACUUCAUCUUACCAACACCAAUGACAAACAAGUCCUCAGUGCACAGAAAGGCAACUGGCGGCCAGAGAACUUUUCACUUUCGUCAUAACCAGCACAAUUUGGAUGGUAGACAAAGAUAAAAGCCAGCCUGCCUGCAAGUUUUUGGCACUGGAACACGAAAUGGUCAUACUAGAACGCGCGGCUAUAGGUAAAAUUUAGGGGUAGUUUACACUAGUACAAAAUUUCAACAACCACAACUUGUUCCGGAGCAUGCUCUACAGAAAUCAUAGAUACAAGUUACCAGGUCCAGCUCAUUCAACAAGAUCAUUUAAUUGUACGUAGAUAUGUCCACCAGAAAGUUUUAGGAACAAAUAAAAGCAAAACAGAGAAACCAGUUCCUCAUAGCUCUGUGGCAAUGUGGUCACCAUUUACUUUGGAGCAUCUCAUCCAGAAAUCAACUUGGUCAUUGGAUUGCAUAAACGGACAACUAAACUGGCGGAUUCAAACUUCCCCAUUUCCAUUAACGAACACAUUCCAAGAAGAACAAUCCAGGGAAUACCAAGUUUUACCAAGACUAAACCAGAAGCUGGUAGAGAAAAGACAACUUAAUUCACCCUGUCCUGACCUCUUGUGAUAAACUAAGAAGUAACGAAAAGACCCAUAUCAAGUUACUAUACAACCAUAGUCUGGCCUCCUACUGGGUAUUCCAUCAGUCGUUGGCAAGAAGCUUCUGUA